AUGCCUCGACGAGCCCCACUCGAAGACGAUGCUGAAGACUUCACCACAGAGCUUGAUGCUGUUGAAGACACUGGUUCUGGAUCUGACGGCAAUUCAGAACAAGAUGGCACAUCCGAUGCAGGGAGCGACACGGGGACUGCGAUGAGGAUAAUGACGGUCCCUCAACCAGAUGCACCUAUGCAUGAGGUCCACAAGGCACUCGAAAUCGCCCAGCAAGCAUAUAAUGCAGUGCGGUUUGAGCUACGUGUUCUCAAGAAAGAUUAUGCAGCGCUCCGGGCUGCCAUGCCUGCGUGCAGCCAUAACAAAGUCUUCAAGAAGACUUCAGCUCUUGACAGCCAAAUCACACGUGCAGGCAAGAAGUAUGCGAUGUUCCACUAUUUCUGGGUCAUGAAUGGGUUCUUCCCAACAACUCCCCAGCCGAACAUUGACCCACGCAGCGAUACACGUUGGGCCUCACCCAAGGCGAAGCUCAAUGGUGCUAUGGCUGAGCUUUAUCACUGUGUACCCAAGUCAUUACACAAAUCGAUGGAAACUUACUCACAGUUCGGAUCCCUGUUUCGCGCUGCAGUCAGCUCCGAAAGGUCAAACAUACUACAUAGCCUCAAGGACUGCGCAGGCUUAAUUUUCUCCAGUCUGAAGCUUGAUCCGACUGUAUUCACUGCUGGGCCUGCUGAAAAGAAAGAGAAUGAGCUGCUCCUUGCUCUUCUAAAGCAGCAUGGUGAGGACGGGUAUACACGUCUGGCCCCCAUCCUGUUCACAAAUCCAUCUGCAAUGGUUCCCGAUGACUUCCUCAAAACGCCCAUCAUGGUCAAAAUUAUCCGUGUUGAGAUAUUCGGGAAGGCUUCACUCUCUGGGAAAACAAAGGGACAUCCAAAGGCUAGGGGUCAGCGUUGGGACACGCAGUGUGUAACGGAGGGUCUUAUUGCCGGUGCUGCUAUUAUGGCACGUUUUUUAUUGACACAUGACCAGGAGCUCACGGCGACUGGAUCAGCCACAAAGAUCGGAUAUGGUCAAGACUAUGACUUUUACCUAGAACAUCUGUUCAAGCGCAGCUCGUGGGCCAUCAGCGUGAUGGAUUACUACAACAGGGAAGUUUUCGGCACAAGCUCAGUUUCGGCGAGUCCUUCAGCCCCAUCAUCUACCUCUCAACCUCGCACCUGGGAAGACAAUUUUUUACGGCAGUUAGAAGCUCCUGCUCCUGCUCCUCCUGCUUCCACUCCUGCUCCUGCUCCUGCUCCUCCUGCUCCUGCUCCUCCUGCCCCUGCUCCUGCAUCCAUGCCUUCAGCUCAUGUUACCACACCCACAGGUCAUACUAACGUUGUCUCCAACCAUCAGACUAUUAUGUCUAUUAGCCAGGGAGGGACCGCCUCCGCCACGGCUCAACUUCAAGUCGACAUUGGCCAGUUGUCAUUGGAAAAUGACACUGAGCCAUCUGCAUUGAAUGGUCGCAGAUUACCUGCUGCUUGA
Suillus subalutaceus is the source of this 1467-nucleotide messenger RNA. RefSeq lists its product as uncharacterized. The coding region runs from base 1 to 1467 and encodes 488 amino acids. The transcript is spliced from 5 exons. Lineage: Eukaryota; Fungi; Basidiomycota; Agaricomycetes; Boletales; Suillaceae. The record is from RefSeq and is a predicted model, not a curated record.